AUGUUCACUGUUUAUUUUCUUGCUGUGACAACCGAAAUUCUGAAAGAUGAGCUCGGCCCAGGGGAGCGUGUCUCCUUGGCCAGGUUCUCAAUUGGCCAUCUCCAGCGUACGAACAAACCAUUACGCCUAGCCGUUGACGUUUCGAUAUGGCUUUUCCAAGUUCAGGCUGCGCAAGGGGGCGCAAACCCGGCUCUUAGAACACUAUUCUUCCGGCUCACCAGGCUGAUUUCUCUACCUAUCCAACCCAUUUUCGUUUUUGAUGGGCCGCAUAGACCAGAUUACAAAAGGGGUCGACUUAUUAGCAAGAAUGCUGCUGGUGCGCAGAUAGAGCUUUCAAGAAAACUGAUUGAAUUGUUUUCGUACCCAUGUCACACCGCUCCAGGAGAAGCAGAGGCAGAAUGUGCGAAACUGCAACGGACAGGCGUCGUCGAUGCUGUCAUGAGCAAUGAUGUUGACGCUCUCAUGUUCGGCUCUAAGGUUACCCUUCUCAACUACUCGAAAGGGUCAGCCAAACAGUCAGGGGCCGCCACUCAUGUUGACUUAUAUGAUACGGAAGCAGAAGAUGGAGAUAGUAAGGUCACUCUGGAUACUGGGGGCAUGGUUUUGGUUGCACUACUAAGUGGUGGAGAUUAUUCCCCCGCAGGGGUACCUUUAUGCGGCCCUAAACUAGCAGCUGAGAUUGCUAGAGCUGGCUUUGGCGAAGAUUUACUUGGAAUAAUGCAAGGUCUUCUAUCUGGGCGACCAAACAAAGAGGCCACAGAAGCACUUUGCGAAUGGAGAGAACGCCUUCAGUAUGAAUUAGAGACCAACCAUAGUGGUUAUUUCAAAACGAAACAUAAAGCUGUCAGGAUACCAGAUGAAUUUCCGGAUAUGGCUGUUUUACGAAACUGUGUUGACCCGGUCACAUCGACGCCUAAAGAACUUGAUAUGUUUCGAAAGCCAGAUAUUUGGGGCAGACGAAUCAAUGUUGACAAGCUUCGAGCAUUUGUUGGUAAACAUCUAGGAUGGAAGAAUCUAAUCGGGGCUAAAAACUUUAUAAGGAGACUUGCACCCUCCCUCCUGAGCUAUGAACUCCUUUAUGGAUAUCUUGCACCAUCCGGGGAUGAACUGUCAGUGAAAAUAACAGCCAGCAAGUCAGCGGACUCCUUUGAUGCUUUGCCAGUGUUAAAGCUCGAGUAUGUGCCACUGAACAUUGUCAGGCUAAAGCUGAACCUAGAAACUGCCCCUACAAGCCCCCAAGAAGACGAAGUUAUCACCAUUGAUUCAUCCGAUAAUGAUGACACCCAAAAGGAAGGCAAUGUUGUGGGUACGAAACGAACUUUGGCUGAGUACAACCCAUACCUCCCCCAAACUUUAUGGGUAUUCGAAGAACUAGUACGUCGUGGUAUUCCAGAUACCGUGGAGAAAUGGUUUGUAGAAUGUAAAGAGAAGGAGGCCGCCAAAAAGCGGCCAGUUAAGAAGUCUGGAACAAGAAGGAAAAAGCCCAAAGUCGUGGAUCCAGGGAUGAAGGCUGGCUCUAUUCUCCAAUACGGAACUGUUACCAAAGGACCAGCUAGACAGGCAAAGGUUGCAUCUUCGAUCAAAAAAGAGACUCCUUCAUUAAGCAACGACGGCCGAAAUGAAGACGUUCUUUUAUGUACUGCUGUUUCUAAAACCCCUGCAACUUCAUCUGCGAAGAAUGCCGGUUUUCCUACUUCCCCCGAUUAUUGGGAUUCAAUUUUCAGUGAUUCAUUCGGCGACCUAACUGACACUGGGCAUAAUGAGAUAGAUUCCAUUACUAGAUCAGUCGUCGAGGUAGAACUGGCACUUAGCCAAGUUCAUAUUUCAGAUAAACCGUCCCAAGCCAAUACACAGCCUGACGCGGCUGACUCAACUACGCGGAAAUCAGCAGCUUCGCAACGCAUUGUACGCAAAUCAGUCUCGUCCAGACGUCCAGAUCAACCAAAAGUACCCACGGAGAACAACCUGUCCGCGUCUCCACCACUUCCACCACCAGCUACAUCACCGGACUUUCCAUCGCUGAAUCAGUUAUCGAUCGAGCUGGAUAGUAUUCGGCAUAAUGAUUCCCAGAUACAAUUAAAAAAAGCAAAUAGACACAAUAUAUAUACGAACAAUCGCCAUACCACAUCGACACUAGGAACCACCACAGAUCCUUCGCUAUCCAGGGAGAUAGGUAGCAAAUGCUGCCCUGCCUUGCACGUCAAUAUUAACAAUGGAUUUUGGAAUUGUGUCCAGGGGGGUAGUGCAGAUUGUCUCUGUUCACCAGGCUUUGAUGAACUCUCGUUUUUUGAUAGCCAACCAGGCAAACCAAUAUGCCUUGGGCGGGUUGAUAUUAUUGACCUCACUUGA
Messenger RNA from Microsporum canis CBS 113480, 2349 nucleotides. RefSeq lists its product as hypothetical. The coding region runs from base 1 to 2349 and encodes 782 amino acids. NCBI's taxonomy places the organism in Eukaryota, Fungi, Ascomycota, Eurotiomycetes, Onygenales, Arthrodermataceae. Gene Ontology annotation, molecular function: crossover junction DNA endonuclease activity; 5'-flap endonuclease activity. The transcript is spliced from 3 exons. The record is from RefSeq and is a predicted model, not a curated record.